This is a messenger RNA of Heterostelium album PN500, 5565 nucleotides long. RefSeq names its product calcium-binding EGF-like domain-containing protein. The transcript is spliced from 35 exons. Lineage: Eukaryota; Evosea; Eumycetozoa; Acytosteliales; Acytosteliaceae. Bases 1 to 5565 code for a protein of 1854 amino acids. The record is from RefSeq and is a predicted model, not a curated record.
AUGAACAGAAGCAAAAACUUUAUUUUGGUUUUGAUUUUUGCAUUUUUAUCUUUGAUUAAUGCUCAGUUGAAUCAACGAGAAUUGGGAUCAGUUGCAUUUUUAAUUAAACAAUAUAAAUUAAAUUGGGAUAUAAAUGGAUCAAAUUGUUUUUACAUUUCAAAUCAAACUGGGGCAUUAAAUUGUCUCCCUCCAAUCAAUGGAUAUCAAACGGUUUCUGAAAUAAAUCUUUAUUCUAUAGCGACUUUUACAGAUAAAGGUGAACCAGAUUUUAUUGAGGAAUUAUAUUUUCCAAAUAUGACACUUUUCAGUUUCGAUAAUAGUGCAGCUGAAAUCGAGACCAAUUCAAGUUAUUCUCUUUUAGCAUUGUUAGAUAACCGAAACAAUUUGAAAUUGAAAAAUUUAUAUCUUACUGGUGUUAACAUAACGAUGCCAGUGAAUUUCCCAUCAAAUUUACCAAUUACAACAUUAUCUUUGGUUGGUUGCAAUGUUUAUUCAGAUAUGAUAAUGAACAGCCUUUUUGCUAGUCAGUUACAAAAUAUCUUUAUUUCAUUUUUAGAUUUCCCAAAAUAUAAUAAAUUGAUUUUAGACACGUUCGGAUCAUUCAACUCUCCUGUUAAAACUCUAACUAUUCGUACUACACAAGUUCAAGUUGUUGGAGGACUUAUAAAUUUAACAGAUUCAUAUUUUCCAAAUUUAUCUUCUUUAGAAUUUGAUUUAUCAGGCACCGAUAAGAUUGAAUUACAUUUAUCAAAACUUCAACAUAUUGCAAUAAGAUCUGCAUUGAUCACCUUAGGAAAUCUACCUUCAUUAGUAUAUUUAGAGAUGUGGUCCGGAAGCUCAUCAGUUUCUGAUUAUACUGUAUUUCCAUUACUAAAAGAUUUAAUAAUGUAUAGCAUAUCUUCACCAGUAACUAAAGCAUUUAAUUUAACAAAAUUAGUUGCACACAAUACACCAGUUCCAAUUGUUCCAGAUCAUACCUGGCUUGAAAAAGAUUAUUCUGAAUUCCAGUUAUAUAAUACCAACUCAUCAGGUGAAUUAGAAGAUAUAAAUUUAUAUUUUCCUUCGACCUCUUCAUAUUUCAGAUUGAAUGGAAUGCAAAACAUCACUGGUUCACUCUAUGAAUCAUUUUGUUUUAUGUCAGUUUUUGACUUUUCAGGUAUCACUCUCACCAAUUUCACUAUUCCCGAUUGCUUCAAAUGUUAUCAAUCAGAGAUCGUAUCGUUACUUCCAAAAAAUAUUCCUCAGGUUCCUUUAGAUUUUGUUUGCAAUGUUACUCUUGAUAGCUAUGGUUAUUAUAUUAAUGAAUGGUUGGCUUUUCCAAUUACUGGCAAUAAUUUAGGUUUUGGAAAAUCAUCUGCACCCAAUAUGUUAAGUAAACAAAUAUCUAAUAAGAAAUUUGGAUUAUCAGUAGCUUCACUUUCUGGAAAGACUACAAUAUCCUUCUCCACUGUAAAAAACUACAGUUGCGAUAUUUUUUGGGGACCAACUUUACAAGUCAAUUAUAUUCAAACAGAUAAUAGUAAAGUUGGUGAUCUUUUAGUUCAAUUAUUUGGUAUGUUUAAUUCAUAUGCACCACUAUCGGUGAAUAUCGGUGGUAAUAUAUGUAAUAUUACAUUGAUUGCAUCAAAUGUUGUAAAUUGUGCCAUUACCAAUUACACUACAUCAGUUCCAUUAUUAACAAGUACCACCGAUACUGUUUCAAGUAUUAAUUUAUACAGUUCACCAUCUUUUACUAUGUUAAAGGCAUUUGUUAAAGAGAGAACAUUUAUCUUAUAUGCAAACUUUGGACCAAAUCCUUAUAAUGUUACUGUUUAUGUUUCCAACAUCUAUAAAUCAAAUAUUUCAUUUAUUAAUGAAACAACAAUGACCUCUAUUUUGCCAAGUGAAGUGAUCCCAUUCAAAUACUAUUCCUUUUACAUUUCAGCCAAUGGUUACAAUCGAGUCUUAACGAUGUUUGUAGAAGGAGACAAUGACUGCGGAACAGGAUCUACUUGUAACGGAAACGGAAACUGUACAAAUGGUAAAUGUAGAUGUAAUGAUGGAUAUGGUGGAUACUAUUGUCAAGCACCAUUAAGUCCAGGUGUUGUCAUUCUUCCAAACAACACAAUACCAUCACCAACAAUCAUCGUUAAAGAUGGAAUGAAUUUCACAUUCAAUAUCAUUGCAAUUCAAGAGAUCGAUGAAUUAAGUUCAGUUGUAAGAGAAUUGAAAACAGAUAAAUGGUCAUAUUCAACAACAGGAAAUGAAACAUUCAGUAUCACAACAUACAGUUUACAAUCAACAACAGCAGGAAUAGAUCAAAUCAAUGCAACAAUCGAAUAUUCAAAGAAUAGUAGAUUGAUUAACUUUGCAGGACAAUCAACAUUAUAUCCAGAGAAUAGUUUGAAAUUGAUGAUCACAAUCAAUAAUUGGUCAUUCAAAGACAGAUUGAAUCAAUUAAGAGUGUUGAUGGAAUCAAGUUCAUCGAUUGUCAAAGAAGAUGAAUGCUCACCAGAUUUAGAUAUUACAGUUAACAACGGAUCAGAUGUUAGUUAUCUUCAAAUGACAAUCGGUGAUCGAUCAUUCUAUGUGCAAAACAGAGUCAUCAAUCAAACCAAAGAUAGUAUAUUGAUUGGAAUGACACUUCCCUAUUGCGAUAGUUGUGUAAUAGAUCCCGAUUUCUCUGUUCUCAUUAAUAAUGUUGGAAAUAAUGAACAUUCAUGUGGUGACAAGAAGUUUGCAUCUUGGAAGAUUGCAACUAUUAUUGUUGUUCUAUCAGUGGUUGCGGUGUCUGCAGCUGUAACCACAGUGUAUCAAACCAAUUGGGAUUUAGCAGCAACUACUUGUAAAGGAAUUGUUAAUGGAGAUACUGCAUCAUCUAUUAAUUGUUUACAAAAGAAUGGUAAUUAUGAUUCGGUUAUUUCAUUGGUGGUCUUUAAUGGAAUAAACAGAGACAACGGUGAUCCUGGAUAUAUCGAUAAACUAUACUUUCCUUAUAUCUCUACUAUUAAUUUUCAAGCAAACUAUACAGAGAGGAAUCCAUCUUAUUCUACAUUACAACUAUUGUUGAAUGAUAAUAAGCCUCUAUUGACAACUAUUUCAUUGACGAAUUCAAAUAUUAAUUUGACAUCAAAUUCAUUUUCAACAGCACCAAAUUUAAACUCAAUAUUAAUCUCAAGUUCCAUUAUGCACUCUGAUUUUUCAUUUGCUUCAAUGACUCAAUUAUAUAACAUUAAUUUAAAUAAUAUUACUUUUACUUCCAACUUUAAAUUUUUGUUUGAUUUACCUGGAAAAACCUUUCCAGUCUUGAAUUCACUUUAUUUAUAUAAUUUGAAUUCAGUUGACACCUUUGGACAAGCUCGUUUCUUAAAAUCAUCUUUUCCACAACUUAAAAUAAUAAGUAUAUUUUUUAACAAGAGAGAGAAUGUAUAUUUAGAAUCAGAUGCUACCACCUAUUUAACUAUUAAAGUGGUCAAUUUAACUUUGGGUGAUUGUCCUAUUUUAUCAUCUAUUUCUUUAAUUGAUUGUUAUACAACUACAAAUGAUUUUACCGUAUUUCCAAACUUGUCUACAUUAUAUAUACUUCAAACAUAUGUACCCUCACCACCAGAUCAAAGUUGGGUAAAUGACAAAUAUGACCUUUCUAACCCCAAGAUUAGAACACUAUCCAGUACUAGAACUUCUGGUCAUCUUGGAGAUUUUUAUAAAACUGCGUUAGGAUCUUCGCUAGGUAUCCUUGGAAAUCAAAAUGUAUCAGUCUCACUAUAUGAAUCGUAUUGUGGAAUAGAUUUAAUCGGACUUGCAGCGACUACUUUGACCGAUUUCAAUGUUGCCGAUUGUUUUUAUUGUUAUUGGUCUCAAAUGACAAAUAAAUUACCACUUAAUACACCAGCUCCAAACAAUUUUAUUUGUAAUAUUACAAUUGAAAGCUCUGGAUAUCAUAUAAUCAAGUCAACAGUUGAUUCAAGUUAUUAUUUUGUAAUAAACGGUAGAAACUUGGGUUGGGGAAAUGGUAUGUCUCCAAGUUUAACAAAAUUACUUAGUAAUAAAAAAUUCAAAUAUACAAUUCCACAGAACCAAUUCUUUGGAAGAGAUCAAAUUAUUUUUGAGAAUACAUACAACAAGAAAUUCGAUAUAUUUUGGGGAUUACCAUUAAAUAUUAGUUAUAUUCAAACUGAGAAUAUAGCAUCCAAUGAUUUAUUGGUGAAAUUAUUUGGAGUGUUCAAUACCUAUGCUCCAUUGAAUGUCAGUGUUGGAAGUCAAAAUUGUCAAAUCACAUUUAAUACUACCGGUCAACUGAAUUGUAUUAUCAGCAACUAUUCAACUUCAGAAUCGUUACUUGUGAAUACCACUGAUACCAUUAGCUCUGUUGGUCUAUAUAGUUCUCCUGGUUUAUUUAUUGUUUCAACAAGUAUUUCUAAUGAGAUAUUAAAGGUUCAGGCAAACUUUGGAGUGAAUCCAUAUAAUGUAUCUAUACUUAUCUCCAACCAAUAUAAGUGUGAUAUUUCAACGUUGGGAGAUAGUCAACUUGCUUGUUCACCAGAGAUAGGAUUGUUUCCAUAUACAAACUAUUCAUUGACGAUCUUUGCCAAUGGAUACAACCAAACAAAGAACUUUUAUUAUACAGCUGACGAUUGUAGCACUAAUUCUGCUUGUAAUGGUAAUGGAAAUUGUACAAAUGGUAAAUGUAGAUGUAAUGAUGGAUAUGGUGGAUACUAUUGUCAAGCACCAUUAAGUCCAGGUGUUGUCAUUCUUCCAAACAAUACAGAUCCAUCACCAACAAUCAUCGUCAAAGAUGGAAUGAAUUUCACAUUCAAUAUCAUUGCAAUUCAAGAGAUCGAUGAAUUAAGUUCAGUUGUAAGAGAAUUGAAAACAGAUAAAUGGUCAUAUUCAACAACAGGAAAUGAAACAUUCAGCAUCACAACAUACAGUUUACAAUCAACAACAGCGGGAAUAGAUCAAAUCAAUACAACAAUCGAAUAUUCAAAUAGUAGUAGAUUGAUUAACUUUGCAGGACAAUCAACAUUAUAUCCAGAGAAUAGUUUGAAAUUGAUUAUCACAAUCAAUAAUUGGUCAUUCAAAGACAGAUUAAAUCAAUUAAGAGUAUUGAUGGAAUCAAGUUCAUCUAUAACCAAAGACGAUUGUUCACCAGAUUUAGAUAUAACCGUUAGUAAUGGAUCGGAUGUUAGUUAUCUUCAAAUGACAAUCGGUGAUCGAUCAUUCUAUGUUAAUCAAACCAAAGACAGUAUAUUGAUUGGAAUGACACUUCCUUAUUGCGAUAGUUGUGUAAUAGAUCCCGAUUUCUCUGUGCUGAUUGCGAAUGACGAUGGAACAACUGGUUGCAAAAAUGAAAAGUUUGCAUCUUGGAAGAUAGCUACUAUUGUUGUGGUAUUAUCAGCUGUUGUAGUGUCUGUUGGCGUAGCAACUAUAUUUUUCAUGAAAAAGAGAUUAAAAAAUCAAAGAGAGAACCAACAAUUAUAUGUUGUAGCUUUCGAGAUGCAAGCUACAAUAUAUAUUCAACAUGAUCAAUGUAAACUCCAUAGCACUCCUUUCCAUCUUUACUUUCAAUCAAGUUUAGCUGUUUGA